UGACAGCACCCGCCCUGCACUCCUGGCCACGUUAGCAUCAUGACUGAGCCUGAACCGCCCGCUGUGGCUGCUCUCUCGCUCUCCGAAACAGCCACGCAGCCCGUCUCCAAGGCCACCGAACAAGAGAUCAACCCAUGGGAUGUACAGGCCGCAGUAGACGAAGACGGAAACGUCAAGGAAUUCGACUAUGUCAAGAUCUCGGAGCAGUGGGCCACCAAGCUCAUAGACCAGGAUAUCCUUCAACGUUUCGAGCGCGUCACAGGCCACAAGCCGCAUCGCUGGCUGCGGCGAGGGCUCUUCUUCUCCCACCGGGACCUCGACUUGAUUCUCGACACAUAUGAGCGUGGUGAAGACUUUCUGCUGUACACCGGCCGCGGACCCAGUAGCGAUGCCAUGCAUAUUGGCCACACCAUCCCUUUUGAGUUCACCAAGUGGUUGCAGGAUGUUUUCGACGUACCACUGGUCAUCAUGUUGACCGACGACGAGAAGUUCCUUUUCAAAGAAAAACUGAAGCAGGAAGAGGUCUACGAAUUCGCUCGACAAAACGCCAAGGACAUCAUCUCGAUUGGCUUCGAUGUCAAGAAAACAUUCAUGUACAUCGACUCGGAGUUCUUUACUUCGGGCUACAACAGACACUUCAAUCUCAACACAACCGAGUUUGAGAAGCUCAUCACAAACAACCAAGUUCGUGGCGCAUUCGGUUUCCACGGCUCCACCAACAUUGGCAGCAACGCAUUCGCCGCAAAGCAAUGUGUGGCUGCGUUUGCGUCGUCAUAUCCCUUCAUCUGGGGCGAGGAUCAUAAGACCUAUCAUCGAUCAAAGAAGCUUGCUGCUAUACCCUGUCUUAUUCCCUGUGCCAUAGACCAGGAUCCAUACUUCCGCCUUGUUCGCGAAAACUGCAACCGCAUGGAAAAUCCUUCACCCAAGCCAGCGCUCAUCCACUCAAAGUUUCUAACAGCAUUGCAAGGCGCCGGUGGCAAGAUGAGCGCAUCUAAUGCCAACUCCGCCAUUUUCAUGAGCGACACUGCAAAACAAGUGAAGAACAAAAUCAACACCAAGGCUUUCUCCGGUGGCCAAGAAACCCUAGAGCUGCAUCGUGAAAAGGGAGGAAACCCUGACAUCGACGUGCCCUACCAAUAUAUCGCUUAUUUUGAGGACGAUGACGAGAAACUCAAGAAGCUAGCUGAAGACUAUCGUAAAGGCGAGCUUCUGACUGGUGAGAUGAAGAAGGAGUGCAUCGAGACUAUGACGGCAUACACCAAGAAGUUCCAAGAAGCAAGGGCAAGCGUCACCGAUGAGGUAUUGGAGGAAUUUAUCCGCCCGCGAAAGCUAGAGUGGAAGGGGAAUCCGAACCCUACCAAGCCCAAGUUAGAGCAGUCAAAGGAAAAUGCCGAAGGCGGGCCAAUGUUGGAUGCUGACGGCAAGUCAAUGACCAAGAACGCUAUGAAGAAGGCCGCCAAAAUGGCCGAGGUAGAGCGCAAAAAGAAAGAAAAGGAGGCAGCGGCGGCGGCGGCGAAACAGUAGGGUAUCUGGCAGAGUCAAGAACCAAUUGAAGCAGCAAUGUGGUAGCAAUAUCAUUGGCGAAAUCGUAUUACAGCGUCACGGGAGAUAUGGAUAGAUAUCGCACCGAUUGUUAGUCCGCAGACGUAUACUAACGUCGUAUACAUGCAUUGACAAUGCCUCAUCUACCUUGUCGUCAAGUCUAGCAAUUACGAU
Messenger RNA from Exserohilum turcica Et28A, 1716 nucleotides. RefSeq lists its product as uncharacterized. The transcript has a single exon. Lineage: Eukaryota; Fungi; Ascomycota; Dothideomycetes; Pleosporales; Pleosporaceae. The record is from RefSeq and is a predicted model, not a curated record. Bases 40 to 1524 code for a protein of 494 amino acids. Gene Ontology annotation, molecular function: ATP binding; tryptophan-tRNA ligase activity. Gene Ontology annotation, biological process: tryptophanyl-tRNA aminoacylation. Gene Ontology annotation, cellular component: cytoplasm.